UGGCAAUCGAUCGAAAUGGGUGCGCUGGUCAAAAUUCUGACGCUCUCCUGCCUUCUGGCCCUCACGCUGCCCACGUUGGCUGAGGUGGGAUGGUGGAAAACGGCCCAGUUCUAUCAGAUCUAUCCCAGAUCCUUUAAGGACAGCGAUGAUGAUGGUGUGGGCGAUAUCAAUGGCAUAACACAGCAGUUGGCUUAUCUGAAGGAAAUUGGCAUUACGGCCACCUGGCUCUCGCCGAUCUUCACUUCGCCCAUGGCUGACUUUGGCUAUGAUGUGGCCAACCUCACCGAUAUUGAUCCCAUCUUCGGCACAAUGGAGGACUUUGAAAGGCUCUUGGCACGCGCCAAAGAGCUCGACAUCAAGAUUAUCUUGGACUUUGUGCCCAACCACACCAGCGAUGAGUGCGACUGGUUUAUUCGGUCUGCGGCUGGCGAGGAGGAGUACAAGGACUUCUAUGUGUGGCACACCGGGAAGGUGGUGAACGGGAUCAGACAGCCACCCACCAACUGGAUUGGCGUGUUCCGUGGAUCCAUGUGGACGUGGCACGAGGGUCGUCAGGCCUACUACCUGCACCAAUUCCAUGCCAAGCAACCGGAUCUCAACUAUCGCAACCCCAAGGUGGUGGAGGCCAUGAAGGAUGUCCUGCGAUUCUGGCUGCGCAAGGGUGCCUUCGGUUUCCGCAUUGACGCCGUGCCCCAUGUGUACGAGGUACCCGCUGAUGCGGAUGGCAACUGGCCCGACGAGCCCCGCAACGAGAACUCCAACGAUCCCGAAGAUUACGGCUACCUGCAGCACAUUUACACCACCGACCAGCCGGAGACCAUCGAGCUCGUGUAUGCUUUCCGCGAGGUGAUCGAGGAAAUUGACCAGGAGCUGGGCGGGGACGAUCGCAUUCUGCUGACCGAGGCCUACUCCCCUCUCAACAUCCUGAUGCAGUACUACGGCAAUGGAACCCAUCUGGGCUCGCAGAUCCCCUUCAAUUUCAACCUGCUGGCGAACAUUGGCUUCGACUCCGACGCCUACCACUACUCGGAGCUGAUCCACAACUGGCUGGACAACAUGCCCGAGGGCCAGGUGGCCAAUUGGGUGUUUGGCAACCACGACCAGAGUCGCAUUGGAUCCCGCCUGGGUGCCGACCGCAUCGAUGCCUGCAACAUGAUUGUGCUAACCCUGCCCGGAGUCAGCAUCACCUACCAGGGCGAGGAGAUGGGCAUGACAGACGUCUUUAUCAGCUGGGAGGACACUGUGGAUCCCCAGGCCUGCCAAACUAACGAGGAGGAGUUCGAGAGCCACACCCGUGACCCUGUGCGCACUCCCUUCCAGUGGAGCGACGAGAAGAACGCUGGCUUUAGCGAUGCCCAAUCCACAUGGCUGCCCGUGGGCCUGGACUACAAGCUGGUCAAUGUCAAGCGGGAACGCGGCAUUGCCCUGAGCCACCUGAACAUCUACAAGCAGCUUCGUGCCCUGCGCGAUGAGCCCACCCUGAAGCAGGGAGAUGUCACCGUCACCGCCAUCGGUCCCAAUGUUUUGGCCUUCAAGCGCUCGCUGGCUGGCCAGAAGUCCUACAUAACUGUCAUCAACAUCAACGAUGAUGUUGAGUCGAUCAAUCUGGACUCGGUCUUUACCUCAAUCUCGUCGCAGCUACAGUACGUUGUGGUAAACGACAAGAGCGUCCGUCGGAAGAAUGAUCUGACUUUCGCCAACUCCGUGCUGCUUAUGCCCAAGGAAGCUGUUGUGCUGAGCACAGUUUAAUAAAUUUUAAAAAAUUAAGAAAAUUAUUUAAAAAUGAA
Messenger RNA from Drosophila persimilis, 1787 nucleotides. RefSeq names its product maltase A3. The coding region runs from base 16 to 1749 and encodes 577 amino acids. The transcript has 4 exons. The record is from RefSeq and is a predicted model, not a curated record. Gene Ontology annotation, biological process: carbohydrate metabolic process. NCBI's taxonomy places the organism in Eukaryota, Metazoa, Arthropoda, Insecta, Diptera, Drosophilidae.